This is a messenger RNA of Effrenium voratum, 6865 nucleotides long. Lineage: Eukaryota; Dinophyceae; Suessiales; Symbiodiniaceae. The record is from the annotation of a GenBank genome assembly.
CCAGCGUCCUUUUUUUCCGAUGGCCUUCUCCAGCCGCCAUGGCGGCGCGAACAUGGGCCCUCGCCCUUUGGGCUGCGGCGCCGAUCAGCGCGUUGAAUCUCUUCGCGGAGCCGCUGGCCAUCGAAGCGAGCGCGGAGGUGCCGGUGGCGGUGUCCUUUACCACCGGCUCGCACCCCUUGUACGGCGUGCCUUACCAGGACGAUGACUCCACCAGGAUGAUGGUCUCUUUGGGCUUCGAGGUGCUUUGCCAGCCGGCCAUCGAGCUGUGCGAGUACUUCCAGCUGGGCCUCGGGGGGUGCGCGUGGCUCUUGGAGGCACCCCGGCUGCCUCCGGUGGCACGCUGCGUCACGCAGCCCGGGGUUUUGACGCUGGAGCUGGCGGGCACUCUAGAGAGCAACACUCGCUACGACCUGCUGGUGCUGGGGGUCUCCCCGCCGCCCAAGCGGAUCCUCAGCUUCCGGCUCCGCAUCCUGGCGCCAGCUGCGUACGUGGACGUGACGCAGCUGCCCGCGCUCGAGGAGGAGACUUUGCAAUUUGUGCCUGAGCUGGUCACGCGGCUUCCAGACGCCCGGAUCGCCGGGCUGCGGCACCUGGGCACGGUGCCAGUGCCGGGAGACCGCGCGCAGUUCAGCUUCUCCGUCACGGCGGACCUCGGGGCGGGCUCCGAGAUCCGUAUCUUCACAUCGCCCUUCUUCCAGGAGGGCAUCUCCUCCACUGAGCACUGCCAGGGGUUCAACACGGUGGGGUUUGCCCAGCCACUCCGUGGUACCUGCCUCGUGGAAGCGCUGCCGGAGGACCGCGGGGCCAACGCGCUGCUGCUGCGCCUGGACAGCGGCAUCGCCUCCGCCGUCUCCUCCUCCGCGCAGUUCCGGGUCACGCUGCGCCGGCCGCGAGGCCGGGGCUCAGUUGGCCGAUGGUUUGCGGCCUCCCGCACGGCCACGGGCGUUGGCUUCGACAAGAUCUUGGGCGCCGGCCCCUUCUUCCUGGCGCCGCCGCUGGAGGUCAUCUCCGACCUGCAGGCGGACAGCUCCUUCGGGGCCCGCCAGUCGCUGCAGCUGACCAUCUUCCCAAACGCGGACAUCCUGGGCAGCUCGGCUCCGCCGGCGCUGCGGGUGGUGCCGCCCAGCUUGCACCGGCUCAGCAGCUGCUCCGUGGCUGCGCCGCGGCCGGACGCGCAGCUCACGGGGCCAUCUUUGGAUGACGCCUACUGCGAGCUCCUCUUCAAGGAGAAUCAGAACCUCUACGCCCAUCAGUCGGUCGCCGUAACGGUGGAAGUCACCAACCCCCUGCACGCCCUGCCGGCGGAAAUGUGGCAGGUGGUCUUCGAAAGCUCCGCGGGGGCGGUGACGGCGCUGUGGGAGGGGUGGCCCGUGUACCCCUCGCUGCAGCAGGUCUUCCUAUCCCCGCUGACGUUGGAGGUGGCGCAGUGGAACGAGAUUCAGAUCUUCUUCAAGCCCCGCUCCGGCACCGCGGCGGAGGCGCGGGCGCUGGUCACGGCGCCCGAGGGCUUCGCCUUCGAUCUCCCCUGCGGGCUGGAUGUCAUUGCUGGCUUCCCGGACCCAGGCGUCACCUGCGCGAACCCCCUGUCCAGCCUGGGCCACAACUUGUUCGCCCUCCAGCUGCCCAUGUCGGUUGGCUUUCUGCCGGAGGUCUUCUAUGCGGCCAACCUCUUCCCGCUGCGGAACCCCUCCCCCAGCUUUCAGGGUACCCUGGACGACCUCCAGUGGAGGAUCGAUCUGCUUUCCCUCGCAGGGGCCGUGCUGGAGACGUCGAGGAACAUCCCGAUGGGGCCCUAUCUGCAGGGCUUCAGGGUCUACCAGCGGACCGUCUUGGACGGCCUGGUGCAGCCCUCUCAGCGCUUGCCGAGCGCACGGACCACCGUUGUCCUCAGCUUUCGGCUCACAGCAGACAUCACCUCCCACGGCACCCGGCUGCGCAUGACGGCGCCCUACGGCUACCGCUGGGUCAUUGGAGGAGCUCCGACCGCAGAGGCCGCGGAGUCUCCAGUGAACCUUGCGAGCAUUGUGUACGACCCGAUCUAUGCGCCGGUCUCCGAGCCCAAGAAUCAGCUGGAGCUGUCACUGGUGAAUCCCUCCAUCCUCGCCGGCACGGACAUAAAGGUGACUGGUGAGAUUUGGAACGCGGCCGUGGACCCGGAACUGCACCCGGACCUGCGCAGCGCCAACGUGUGGAUGCUGGAGAUUUAUGAAGCUGGCGCUGGGUACCUGGAAUACCAGUACCGUUAUCAGGGUGCUCUGAUUCCAGGCUAUGAGCUGCAGGCCAUCACCGCCGCCAGCAUCUCCGCCUGGCUUCCGCUGUUUUCUGCGGCCCCGCGCCCGGUGAUGGUCACCUUUCGCCUGGGUACUUCACUGGCGGGCGGCGCGGGACGGGGCGGCAGCGGCGGCCUGGAGCUGGUGGCUCCGCAGGGCUUCCACUUCCCGCAGGAGUGCAGGGUGGAUCGCAUCUCUCCUUUACACCUGGAGAUCGAUGGCUACAACUGGCUUCCGCCCGGCGCACUUGCUGAGUGCCGGGGCAUCAACGAGACGGGUCUCAACAGUUCGGAGGACAUUUCGGUGGCUUCGGUGCAACUCGCGCUCGGGGCUGUCCUGCAGAAGCGGCUGAUCUAUGCCAUCUACUUGGAGGUGCACAUGCCCGACACCUUCCCAGUGGACAACUCCUGGCGCUUGCGCACCGUCCGAGCGGAGAUCGGACCCACAGAGGAGGUGGAGAUUUCUGGCUUCCGCCCGGCGGGGCGCUUUCUGUCGGCCACGUACCACCCGGGCACCCAGAGCACCGGGGAGGACCUGCGCAGCGGCGCCGCGGACAAUCGGGUGAUCUUCUCCUUCCAGGCCUCCACUUCUGUGCCGAUCAACGGGGAGCUGCGCAUCACCGCGCCCUACCGCUUCACCUUCGCCAAGAACUGCCUCCACUCGGUGCAUGCAGCGGCGGCCUUGUUAGCGCAGCUGGAGGGCGCCGAUAUCUACCAGGACCUGCCCUCCUUGCGCUCGUGCCUGGGGCUGCAGAACGUUGCCAGGCUGGUGCUGUCAGAGCCACUGGACGCGGCCAUCCGGUACAGCGUCCGCCUGGGCGUGGCGAACCCGGUGAUGCCACACCCGGGCGAGUGGCCGCUGGCGCAGGAUCUCUGGCGAUUCGAGAGCUUCGAGCCGCUGGGGAUCCUCGACGCCGCGGAGGUCCAGGCCUUCUUCCUGUGGUCCUUCCAGCGGGCGAGCCUGGUGCCUUUAGUGCUGGGCGCCGGCGAGCAAGGGUCGGUGAGCAUCGAGGUCUCGCCCUCCCUGACGCUGCCCCCAAAGGCCUCGUUGCUGAUCACCGCGCCCCAGGGCUACGUGCUGCCGACGCCCUGUGAAGGUUUCGAGCCCGACACCGGGCAGCAGGUCAGCUUGCCGGAGACCACGGCCUGCAUGCGAGGCUUCGGGGGCCUCAACGUGAUCCAGCUGCAGCUGGACGACUUCUCGUACCUCGCCGCGGGGGUAAUCUUCCGCUUCCAGCUGGGCGUCAUCAACCCCCCGGAGGCCCGGGACAUGGAGUACUGGACCAUCGCCUCCACCGAGCAGACGGAGCUAGGUGAGACGUACCUCGAGCAGAAUCCGGCUGUCACAGGGUAUCCGGUGCAUCUGCGGCUGGCCUCCUUCGGUGUGGUCCCCAGCAGCAGCAACGCGGCCAAGGCCUCCACGGUGCGAUUCGAGUUCUCGCUCCCCGAAGAGCUCGGGGUGUUCCAGGUGGUCUCCAGCACCGAGGCAAGCUUUAUCGUGGUCGACAUGCCGCCGUUCUUCACGGUGCCGGUGGUGGGAGAGAACUCCACGACGCCCUUCACGGCCGACUUCGAGGCGGUGAACAUCCUGCGCAUGAAGCCGUGCGCCGCCUUCGCACGCCUCGCGCCGGAGCAGUCCUUCCCCACCCAGGCGGACGCCUGCAUCUCCGAGCCGGGCUCGAACAGCUUCCGCCUGCGCCUGGAGAGCAAGCUGGAUGUAGGACCGAACUACGUCUUUUCGGUGCAGGUCUUCAACCCAGCGCUCACUGCCUUGCGACAGCAGCAGAUCACCCAGGCCAACUUCUGGCAGCUGCGCCUGGCGCGGCACCUCGACGGGUUGGACUCGACGCUGGCCGGGCGCAGCGCGGCGGGCGCGCAGCUGCGGCCGCUGCUGCAGGAGUGCACCGUCGAAGCGGACCCCCCACUGCCCACGAACUUCGUCACCACGGUGCGAAUCAGCUUCCGCCCGGUGACGCCGUUGGCCUCCGCGAACGGCGACCGACUGGUGCUGCAUCCGCCGGCCUCGGUGGUGCCGUCGGUGGAAGGCUGCAGCCUCACGGUGGAUGCCUUGCCGGUGGCUUUGGCCUGCGAGGUGGCCGGCUCCGAGAUGGUGCUCCGACUGCAGGGUACGGCCGUGGUGCCCGGGGACAGCCGCGUCCAGGUGGAGAUCGAGGCGAACACUGGGCCGCUGCCGCUCAGCGGGAGCGAUGCUUCGAACUCGUGGGACGUGAUGACGCAGGGAGUGUCAGGCACCUGGGAUGAGGCUCCACGGGUGCCAGGCUUUACCAUUUUCCCGCAGCUGCUGGACGCGGUGGUGAUCCCCAAGGACGUGUCCUCCAUGUCCUUUGUGAACCACGCCGACUUCGCUUUCCGCUCCCCCGUGGCUGUGCCUCCUGGGUGCUCACUGCGGAUUUCCGCGCCUGAGAGCUUCCGCCUCUACGCGCGCACCUUCGCGGCGGGGACGGGACUGCCGGUGGAAGCGCCGGCGCAGCAGGUGGCGGAGGGGGAGGUGCAGGUGGCGCUGGGCACGUUGCAGCUGCAGUUGGCGAGCUUCAAGUUAACCAUCGGCAACCCCGCGGUGAGCCCCCCCGUGAAUCGCUGGACGUUGGAGUUGCGGACCCUGCAGAAUGCGACCUUGGCCCUGGACCGCGGCAUCGAAGGUUUCGCGGUGCGGUCCAGCUUCAACUUCUCCGUCCUCGAUUCCGAGGUGGACGAGCCUCUGGCUGAAAACUAUGUGCACUUGGCCGUGGCAGUGGCCGAGACCUUGUACGCUGACAGCUUCGGCCAAAGCCGGCAGUGCACGUCCCAAGACAAGCUGUGCGUGUACGCCACGUGGCUGGAGGUGCUGGCCCCCGAGGGCUUCGCCUUCCAGGCCACCUGCGGCUACUGGGCGCUGGCGCGCCCCGGCGGCCGCUUCCGGGGCCUGCCCCCAGGCAGCCUCUGUGUGGCCGACACGCAAAAGCCCAACAUUGCCAGGGUGCGCCUAUCCUUGAGCUUGAGCGCCUUCACCAUCUAUGAGUUCACUCUACAGGUGCGCAAUGCGCUCAGCGUGCCGCUGGAUAAUUUCUGGGAGCUCAAUGCCGUGCAGGACGGCAUCGCGCGGGAGCGCGACCAGGUGGAAGGCUUCCCGCUGCGGCAGAUGCGCACAGUGCGGGUGACGCCGGUGACGACUCUGGCAGGUGCGGUGGACAACUCCGUGACCGCGCUGCUGCGCACCACGCGGCCUGUGCCUCCCGGGGCCAUGGUGACGGUGGUGGCGCCCCUGGGCUUCAUCUUCGACACCUCUGAGGUGUCCAGCUCCUUCCAGCGAGACCAGGCCCCCGUGAUUCUGCAGGACCUCCUCACCGCGCAGCUGCCCUCCGGUGCGGCCAUCCGCUUCCACGUCAGUCAGCAGGAUUACGUGGCUCCAAACACUUUCUUCUACGUCAGCGCACGCAUUCGCAACCCUGCAGCAACACCUGCGUCGAAUUAUUGGUACUUCUAUGUGCAGACUCAGUUUAUGGAGCACAUCGACCUACGGAAGUUCCUUCCUGGCUUUGUGAUCUCCUACCGGAUGCCAUUCUUUCAGGUCUAUCCCAACAGCCUGCCCUGGAACCUUGGCACCGCCAACGACAUUUCGCUGCUUUUUGUGACCAGCUACACCAUCUUUUCCCAGGUCUCCCAAGGGGCGGGCUGGCAGCUUCUGCUGGUGGCACCCCAGGGCUUCACAGUGACCACGAAGGGAAGCUUCUCGGAAGCGUGCUCAGGCUUCCAGCGCUGGGGCGGCAAGGAGUCCUACGACCAGCUGCCGGACGUGGACAAUUUGCUCACCUGCCGCGUGGCCAACGCCCGCACAGCGGUUCUCGACGUGCCCCCGACCUGGGUCAACGAGACCAGAUACUCCUUCAGGUUGAAUGUGACGGUGGCAGAUCGGCAGGACGACGUCGCGCUGCAGCAGCCCUGGACGCUGACGGUGCUGAGUGGCGGGCAGAUCCUGCACGUGGGGGAGAGCCCCAGCCCGCUGCUGGGGGUCUACUACGAAGCACGGUGGUUCUGGGCACCAGGAUCUUGACCUGAGACUCGCUUCUCGGCGAUCCGACGAUCCGGAGAAGCGACACACGAAGGCCACCCUAUGCGACGAAGGGCGAUUCGCGGUCAGCACGUCCGACGUGACCAACAAGGAGGCACCUCAGAUCGAGCAGAUGGCGCAGCUCGCAUCUCCGAACAUCUCCGACUGCAACUGCGGGUUUCCUGAGCGAAGGGUGUGGACAAGUACCCCCUACUGCAAAACCUCACUUUUUUCAGGGUAUCAUGUCGGCCCUCUACCAAAAAAGCAGGUUCUUUUUACCAUGGAAAACCCGGUUUUCCCAAAAAUACCCUGAAAAAAGCGGGUGUUUUGAGUAGGGGGUAUGGGAAGUUUGCCCACCAAACUCCAACGGAGCAGUUUGGUCGCUGUGCACAGCCCCCAUGGAGAUCGCCUUCGGCAGUGCCCGCGUGGUUGCCGGAUGGAGCGCGAAAAGGCCGCGGCCCGGGAGAAACCAGAUUUUCAGAGAGGAGAAAAGGGGAUUUCGCCGUUCUUGGUGCUGUUGGCUCUUCUUUUCUUUGCUUCGAAAGGGG